CAGAUGGGUUGGGGCCCGAGGAAACUAAGCAAGAGGGGGGUCCCAUAGGGAAGAGCGAGGCAACUGCGAUCGGUCAAUGCCGGGCAAGCCGGGAAGGGCAGGAGGCUGCAGCGGCUGGGGGAUCUGAAGCACCGAGCACCAGGCUCCGGCUAAGCUCAAAACUGUCCCGUAAGCCGCCCACGCUCGUUUGCUGGCCCCGUCCCACGGACUCUGCGCACGGAUCCCCCACGGCUGGAGUGCCGGGGCCGAGGCAGGCUGCUGGAGGGCGAGCUCGGAAGGGUUAAAAGCUCGGAGGGUUACACACAACGCGCGAUGUGGGAUCCGCUGCAACUGGCAUUUGCCUGCACAUGACCUGCCAAGCGCCGGGUGACAAGAACCCGGGCUCCUAAGGAGUUUCCCACAGUCUGUGGGAUCUGAACUUCGGCGCCGCGCCGCGCGCUGAGCUCCCCGCCAGGGCCUGCCCCACCCGCAGCCUCCCGGUGCAGCCCAGAAAUUGGAGGGAAGCCUCUUUCCACAGGUCGGUUUUAUGAGAUGUUUUUAAAGGGCUGCCUUCCGUUCCCCCCGACUCCCACGAGCUGCAAAGAAUGUUUUUAGAUGCUUGGCUGGGAGCUAUGCGCUCCCACACUGGCCACUGCUGUGAAUCGGAGUGUGAAUUAUAUCCCUAUAGCCCCGGGGCUGUCCCCCCUCCCCGCCGAUGCGUGCCUGCGGACUGGGGCCGGUGCAUGCCCACGCCUCAUUACAGAAAGCGGAGUGUUAUCCUGACUUACAGCCUCUCUCCUCGGUUCCGUCCAAACGCGCGCACAGUUCAGCGUGCGAGGUGCAGGCAGUGGGCACCGACGUGGGGUGACUUUGCCGCGAUCUCCCCUCCCCUCCGGCAGGUAAAAGGCAGGAGCCUCUUGGGGCUCCCCCAAGCCGCGGCAGCUCCUUAUCGCGAGCGGGGCCGCAAGGCAACCUGUCCCCGCGGGCUGGGACACCCAACUGCCCAGCCGUUAGCUCCGCUUGUGCGGCCAAGCGAUCGGUGCGGCUCGCUCCUUGCCCGGCGCUUCCCAGGCGCCUCUGGGGCGAGACUGUCCGAACCAGCCUCGGCGUGAGACCGUGUUCUGUUUACACGGGCCGUUCCCGCGAAGCCUGCCAUGUGCACCCCAGCCCCCCCCCCUUUUUUUUGUUGCCCAGCAGGUGCGCGCCCAUUCACCCUUCGUUCCUUCUGAGCCACUGCCCGCGCUGAUCUCGCCUCCUUCUCCCCGCAGCAUGGCUCUCCGGCGGCUGAGAGAGGCGUUCGCCAGCAUCCCGCCCCUGCAGAGCGCCCUGCUGCUCUUCCUCUGCCUGCUUGCCGCCGUGCACCUGACGAAGCGCCUUCUGCUGCAGCGGCGGCGCCUAGAGCCCCCGGGCCCCUUCCCGUGGCCUCUGAUCGGCAACGCGGCUCAGCUGGGCAGCGCCCCGCACCUGGCCUUCGCCCGCCUGGCCCGCACCUACGGGGCCGUGUUCCAGCUGCGCCUGGGCAGCCGGGCCGUGGUGGUGCUGAACGGCGAGCGCGCCAUCCGCGGGGCGCUCAUCCGCCAGGGGGCCGCCUUCGCCGGCCGGCCGCGCUUCGCCUCCUUCCAGCUGGUGUCCGGCGGGCGCAGCCUGGCCUUCGGCGGCUACUCGGAGCUGUGGAAGCUGCAGCGCCGCCUGGCGCACUCCACCGUGCGCGCCUUCUCCACCGCCUGCCCGGCCCCGCGCCGCCUGCUGGAGCAGCACCUGCUGGGCGAGGCGCGGGCGCUGGUGCGGCUGCUGGUGCGGGGCAGCGCGGGCGGCGCCUUCGUGGACCCGGCGCGCAGCCUGGUGGUGGCGGUGGCCAACGUGAUGAGCGCCCUGUGCUUCGGGCGCCGCUACCGGCACGGCGACGCCGAGUUCCUGCGGCUGGUGGGCCGCAACGAGCAGUUCGGCCGCACGGUGGGGGCCGGCAGCCUGGUGGACGUGCUGCCCUGGCUCCAGCGCUUCCCCAACCCGGUGCGCGCCGCCUACCGCGCCUUCCGCCAGCUCAACCGCGACUUCUACGGCUUCGUGCGCGGCAAGUUCCUGCAGCAUCGCGGCAGCCUGCGCCCCGGGGCCGCCCCCCGCGACAUGAUGGACGCCUUCAUCCGCCUCCAGCAGCAGCAGCCGCGCCUGCCGCUCGAGCACGUGCCCGCCACAGUCACCGACAUCUUCGGGGCCAGCCAGGACACGCUCUCCACGGCCCUGCAGUGGCUCCUCAUCUUCCUCAUCCGAUAUCCAAAGGUGCAAGUUAAAAUGCAAGAAGAAGUGGAUAGGGUGGUUGGCAGAGAUCGCUUGCCCUGUGCAGAAGAUCAACCUCAUUUGUCCUAUGUUGUCGCUUUCCUUUAUGAAUCCAUGCGCUUCAGCAGUUUUGUGCCGGUCACUAUUCCACAUGCCACAACAGUUGACACCUCCAUAAUGGGCUACUUCAUUCCCAAAGAUACAGUCGUAUUCAUCAAUCAGUGGUCAGUGAAUCAUGAUCCAGCAAAAUGGUCCAACCCUGAGGAUUUUGAGCCAACAAGAUUCUUGGAUGAGAAUGGAUUAAUUAAUAAAGAUCUUACUAGCAAUGUGAUGAUUUUCUCUUUGGGUAAACGCAGGUGCAUUGGAGAGGAGUUAUCAAAGAUGCAGUUAUUUCUCUUUACCUCCAUACUGGUACACCAGUGUAAUUUUAUCGCUAAUCCAAAUGAGGACUCUAAAAUGGAUUUUACCUAUGGGUUGACUAUUAAACCUAAACCAUUUACAGUUAACGUCACUCUUAGGGAUACUAUGGAUUUGCUAGAUAAAGCUGUCCAAAGAUUUCAAGCAGAGAAAACAGCUAGUGAAAGUCACGUAUCAGCACAUUUGUGAACAUUGAUGUUUGAAUAAAAUACAUAAGGAGACUCCUGCCUAAGUAAAUAAGAAUGUGCGGUGCUGGUGAGCUUUCUGUAACAUAAGUGCCCCAAACACUGGGGAGUGGAAUUGCCCAUGCAUUAAGCAGGCCUUCUUUUUUAAUUCCAGAAAGAGGCAGGAAAUAUAUUAACUGCUGAAAUAUAGGAAGAGUGCAUGAUUUGAAAGUACAUUUUUGGUGAACAAACAAGAACACGACAGUUAAUUUAACACCCUCUUCAUUAACUGCCUAGCUGGCACGUCCCUGCCACUCCUUGGGCAACCCUUUCAAAGUCCCAAUUUGCCUUCAAAGACUCUCCAUCCCAAAGUGAAAUCUUGUAUGGAAAGAGGUACCUAGAUUGUUGGAGCCGGAUUCUUCAAGUGCACUAUGUGGGGGAACUGCCAUACGCUCCUAUGGUGUCCUGGGAGGAGCACUGAGAUGUGGUUCAGUGCCUUGAUGGUAAACAUUCAAAUGAAGUUUGGCAAAAUGCCAAGCUUGCCUUUAACAUUCCAAAGUAUUUAAAAUGGAACUAAAAAGAGACUGGUUUAUGAGCACAAUGGAAUUUUGAAAUGUAUUUCAUAAUCUAUAUGCGAACAAAUGGAAAGUACGGAACUAUUUCAUUGCAUUGCAGGCAGAAAGGUUAAAAUUGGUAAGUCACCAAAUGGCAGACACGAAAUAUAAUCUAUUAACUUAUUCAUAAGCAGAAUCAAAGGUACAGAUCAAAGGAAAAAAUAUAUUUUCAUUAGGAAAACCUAUGUGAGGGUGGCCUUUUAUUGUGGACUGUUUAUUCUCUCAGUUAAAAGCUCAUGCCUGGUCCUACCAGGCCAACACUUAACCACAUGAGCAGUCCCAUUAAAAUUCACAUAGGUUUGCAGAAGGACAUGCGUUUUAGAACUUUUGUGCCACUAAGAUCAGAUACUGUGCAGAAUAGAGCCAUUAUAAGAAUGUAAUUUUAUUAUUAGCCUGAGUUACAAUUAUGCCUAUGAUAGUUCAUCACAUACCAUUAAUGGGAUCUACUUCUAAGAAGUACAUGAAACAAAAUAAUGGGAGUUUCGGUUACAGAUCCCACUUGGGCCCAUAAAUUGUAAUUCAAACCAUUUUUAGUUUGUAUUAUUUCACAAAACACUUAAAAAUUUCAAAUAAAGAUUGCCUUGUGAUCAGCUGUUAAGUAAAACAUACCUGAGAAGCAUUUCAGUCUUGAACUACUGUGUGAUGUUUAUGUAGGAUAAUGAAUGCCACUCAGGCUAUGUCUACACUACAGGGGUUUUGUGCAAAAACCCACAGAGCGUCCAAACCUCAAGUGUGAUUU
This is a messenger RNA of Pelodiscus sinensis (Chinese soft-shelled turtle), 4187 nucleotides long. It is a transcript of the gene CYP1B1, whose product is annotated as cytochrome P450 family 1 subfamily B member 1. The record is from RefSeq and is a predicted model, not a curated record. Gene Ontology annotation, biological process: progesterone metabolic process; hormone biosynthetic process. NCBI's taxonomy places the organism in Eukaryota, Metazoa, Chordata, Testudines, Trionychidae. Gene Ontology annotation, molecular function: steroid 17-alpha-monooxygenase activity; heme binding; iron ion binding.